AUGAACAAAGAAGAAGAAGGCGAGCGCCGAGACAUCGACGUCGAACAUGCCAAGGCACAUCAAUUUCCGCUGGUCUUGCCAGAAUCGGACAUGAAUGAAGAAAUGAGCACGGAAAUUCAAGAACUCGUCGUCGGACUUUUGGAAAAGCACCCUUUCGGACUCGCCGCUAAAGAAACGUUUGAAGUGUUAAAUAAGAAGUUCGGCGUUGGGUGGAAUAUUGUGAUUGGAAAAGCAUUCCACAGCGAGUUUCAAGCCGUCAAAGGCACCGUUCUCAUGAUGUACUACCAGGGCGUGUACGGCAUUCACAUAUGGAAAUCGGAGAAGUAA
Oikopleura dioica is the source of this 327-nucleotide messenger RNA. The record is from the annotation of a GenBank genome assembly. NCBI's taxonomy places the organism in Eukaryota, Metazoa, Chordata, Appendicularia, Copelata, Oikopleuridae.